GCACGGCCGCUCCGCUCCCCUCCAGCCCCCGCCGGGUUUUGGGAAGAGGAGGAGGAGGAGGAGGGAGGGAGGGAGGGAGGAAGGGGGGGGCCGGCUGCUGCUUUUUCCCCCCCCUUCAUCCCCCCCCACACCGAUGCCGCCAGCGUGAGGCUGCCGGGACGAUGCUGCCGCUGCUGCCGCUGCUGCUGCUGGGCGCCCCGGGGCUGAGCCUGCCCUCGGGGGGGGCCCCGGCGGACACCGACCUGGUCACCCCCCUCCGCCUGGACCCCGACAUCAACGGGCGGCCUUACUACCGCCGAGGUCCCGCCGAGCCCCCCCGGGGAGAGCAAGCGGUGGUUUUCCAGCUCUCGGCUUUCGGGGAGGAUUUUUACCUCCACCUCACCCCCGACGCCCAUUUCAUCGCCCCCGCCUUCGCCACGCACUACCUGGGGGUCGCUCCCGGGGCCGCCCGCCCCCUCCCCGGUCUCCGCCACUGUUUUUAUUCCGGGGAUGUCAACGGCGAUCGGGAGUCCUUCGCCGCUCUCAGCCUUUGCGGGGGGCUCCGGGGGGCAUUUGGCUACCGGGGGGCUGAAUAUGUCAUCAGCCCGUUGGCUGGGGGGGCCGGUGGAACCCAUCGCCUGCAGCGCCGCAGCCCCGCUCACCCCGUGGGGACCGGAGCAUCCCGCUGUGCCGUGGGCUCCGGGCUCACCCCCGGGGUGCUGCAGGCGCUGGACAAAUAUCGGGGACGCGGCGGGGGGAAAGGGGGUCGAGCCAAGCGCUUUGCCUCGGUGCCGCGUUACGUGGAGACCUUGGUGGUGGCCGACGAGUCAAUGGUGAAGUUCCAUGGGGACGACCUCCAGCAUUACCUGCUCACCCUGAUGGCCACGGCCGCCCGCCUCUACAAGCACCCCAGCAUCCGUAACCCCAUCCAGAUCUCCGUGGUCAAGUUCCUCCUCAUCGGGCAGGAUGACAAAGGGCCCAAAGUCACCAGCAAUGCCGCCCUCACCCUCCGCAACUUCUGCGCCUGGCAGAAGAAAUGGAACAAGGUCAGCGACAAGCACCCCGAGUACUGGGACACCGCCAUCCUCUUCACCAAGCAGGACCUGUGCGGUGCCACCACCUGUGACACGCUGGGGAUGGCGGAUGUGGGCACCAUGUGUGACCCCAAGCGCAGCUGCUCCGUCAUCGAGGACGAUGGGCUGCCCUCGGCUUUCACCACCGCCCAUGAGCUGGGCCACGUUUUCAACAUGCCCCACGACAACGUGAAGGCCUGCGAGGAGGUCUUUGGCCGGCUGAAGACCAACCACAUGAUGUCCCCUACCCUCAUCCAGAUUGACCGUGCCAACCCCUGGUCGGCCUGCAGCGCUGCCAUCAUCACCGACUUCCUCGACAGCGGCCAUGGAGACUGCUUGCUGGACCAGCCGACCAAACCCAUCCCGCUGCCCGAAGACCUGCCGGGGAGCAGCUACAGCCUGAACCAGCAAUGCGAGCUGGCUUUCGGGGUGGGCUCCAAGCCCUGCCCCUACAUGCAGUACUGCGCCAAGCUCUGGUGCACCGGCAAGGCGCGCGGGCAGAUCGUCUGCCAGACCCGACACUUCCCUUGGGCUGACGGCACCGGCUGCGGCGACGGGCGCUUCUGCCUGAAGGGUUCCUGCGUGGAGAGGCAUAACAUCAGUAAGUACAGGGUGGACGGUGGCUGGGCCAAGUGGGCGCCCUAUGGGCAGUGCUCGCGGAGCUGCGGCGGUGGCGUGCAGCUGGCCAAGCGGGAGUGCACCAACCCCGUCCCCGCCAACGGGGGCUCCUACUGCGAGGGUGUUCGCCUCAAGUACCGCUCCUGCAACCUGGAGCCCUGCUCUGCUGCAGUACCGGGAAAGAGCUUCCGUGAGGAGCAGUGUGAGGCUUUCAAUGGCUACAGCCACAGCACCAACCGCCUCACCGCCUCUGUCUCCUGGGUCCCCAAGUACUCAGGUGUCUCGCCCCGGGAUAAGUGCAAACUCAUCUGCCGGGCUAAUGGCACUGGCUACUUCUACGUGCUGGCACCCAAGGUUGUGGACGGCACCCCUUGCUCCCCAGACUCCACCUCGGUCUGCGUUCAGGGCAAAUGCAUCAAGGCGGGCUGCGAUGGGAAGCUGGGCUCCAAGAAGAAGUUCGACAAAUGCAGCGUGUGUGGAGGAGACAACAAGAGCUGCAAGAAGGUCUCGGGCUUGUUCACCAAACCCAUGCACGGCUACAACUUCGUGGUGGUCAUCCCCGCCGGCGCCUCCAACAUCGACAUCAGGCAGCGCGGCUACAAAGGGCUGAUCAGCGAUGACAACUACCUGGCGCUGAAGAAUGGGCAGGGCAAGUACCUGCUGAACGGCCACUUCAUCGUCUCGGCCGUGGAGAGAGACCUGAUGGUGAAGGGCAGUGUCCUGCGCUACAGCGGCACCGGCACCGCUGUCGAGAGCCUCCAAGCCUUCAAACCCAUCCAGGAACCCUUGACUUUGGAGGUGCUCUCCGUGGGGAAGAUGACCCCUCCCCGCGUACGCUACUCCUUCUACCUCCCCAAGGAGAGCAAGGAGGACAAAUCCUCCUACAAGAAGGAGGGCAAGACCCCGCCGGACCUCAACAACAGCGUCCUCAGCCUCUCCAACCGCUUGGACAGCGGGCGGCCGAGCUACAAGCGUCCCUCCUACAAGUGGGCAGCGGGCGGCUGGGAGGCUUGUUCCGUCACCUGCGGGGACGGCUUGCAGAAGCGCUCGGUGGCUUGUCGCGACUCCCACGGCCACCCGGCCGCCGAGUGCGACGCGGCGCAGCGCCCGGCUGACGUGCGGCUGUGCGGGGAGCCCUGCCCGGCCUGGGAAGCUGGGCCGUGGUCCCCGUGCUCCAAAAGCUGCGGCCGUGGUUUCAAGAGGCGGGCGCUGAAGUGCGCGGUGCCGGCCGGGCGCUCGCUGCCCCGGGAGAGUUGCAAUUUUCGGAGGAAGCCGCAGGAGUUGGAUUUUUGCACCUUGAGGCCGUGCUGAAGGGGUUUGGUGGUUCCUCUGGCUGGAUGCAGGCAGGGGGUGGGAGAGGGGGAGAUGUCCAUAGCACAUAACGAAUGGGGAAAAAAAUAUGAAAGAAAAAAUAGGAAAAAAUAUUAAAAAAAGGGAGCUGGGUGUAGGGACAGAGCACGCACACCCCACGCACCCCGGAGAGAGGGAUUUUACCAACCAGGUCGCUCGGAGACAGAGCGGGAAUGAACAUCUACCUCGAAGCUGCCGAACGAUGCAAAAACCCACUGGCGGAGGCUGGAAAUGGAUGGGGGACGGAUGGGAGCGAGGAGGAUUGCUGGAUGGAUCCCAGGACAGGCGGGGAGAUGCCCCAAAAUUGCACAGUCGAAGCCUCCCCCGUCUUCCCAGGGCCAAACCUACCUCCUCCCACCCUGAACCCCCAAACUCAUGCAAAAUGGGACCAAACAAAAGGAUUUACCAAUGCAAAUGAUACAGUCCAUCCACCGGCGUGAUGAGCUGUUGGUCCUGAUGCCUCCAGGACUCGCUGGCCGAUGACUUUGCAGCCCGGAGAGCCCCAGCGGCAUCGCCAAACCGGGCUGGAAGGUGGCGGCUUUAUUUUCAUUUUCUCCUCAUGUUUAUGACCUGACCAGUGUAGAUUGUUUUUUAUGGUGCUUAACUCUGUAAUUGUUUUUAACCUUCUUCUCCCCUGUGGAUGUAAACCUUGUGUCGUGGGGAUGGCGUUAUUCCCAGCGGGCUCUCACCUGGCUGAGGUUUUCCUAUGGUGCUUUGGGAUGGGGCUGUGUGAGCAUCCAAGAUGCUCCUUUACUCCCCGGUGCAGGGCAGGUUGUAAACCCGCCUGACAUUUUUCAGGGCUAAAAAGGGAAUUCCAAAACAAAAAAGCAACAAGCAACUGUACUGUAGUACCACGGCGGGGUCAGGCGCAGCCCCGCCAGUCGCCGGUACGUGAAUUUGCUGUGGAAAUGGUGCUCGCUGCUUAAUGGGACCAGUACGGCAUGCCCAGACAUCCCACCGCCCCCUGCCCUUCGAUCUUUGGGCCAUGUUGGGUUAUUUUUGAGAUAUCCUGAGCUGAACUCUUGCAGAGCUGGGGCAGCAUCCCCAGCGUCGCUUUUGAGCUGCAGGAGCAGAAGAUGAAUUCGGGUCUGGGGUUUUCCUGGGAAAAGGGGCGUGCACAGAAAAGACUGAGCCACUCACUGCCCAGAGCAUCUACAGCCAGUUUUCCCCCCCGAGGUUCCAUGCAAGGGUUUUUUUGGUACCUCAGAUGGUUCUGUAGCAUUGUUGUGGUCAGAGGCUGUUUUACUGUCCUAUACACCGCCCUCUUCCCAACGAGCCUUUAAUGCAUCAUUUGAGUCUCUUGCUCAGAUCUUCCCAUCAGGGACCACUUCACUUUGUUUUGCUUUUCCACUGAUGAAGGUGCCUCUUAAUCUAUGAGCUGGGACUAGUUGGAAAAGACCUUUAAAAUCAUCAAGUCCAACCAUUAACUCAGCGCUGCCAAGUCCACCACGUCCCAAGAACCUCAUCUACAACGUAGAUCCAACCUCCCUGGAUUUAUGUCAUGCCUUUUCGAACACAGGAGUAUUUUGGGUCUCCACGCUGCUCGACAGAGCCAGGAGCAGAUGUUGCGGUCGCUCUGCAGGGGACGGGAUUUAAUGUUCUUGGAAAUCCCUUCCAGGUCUCCAUUCCCAUGAACGUAUCACCCAUUUUUGGAGGGUUUUUCCCUGCGUAGCCAAGCCCGCUGUGCUUUGGUUUGGGGACAGAGCUCCAAGGAGCUGCCCUUUUGUGUCUCGCCAUCCAAGAGAUGGUUUUGAAGCCACCAAGAAAUUGUCUCCCUUGUUCACGGUGGGAGCGAUUUCUUGCGUGUGGUUCUUUUGCCAAGUGUGCAGCAAAAGGACGGAGAUGCCGAUCGUACUGGCUGCUUUGUGUAUACCAUGUAUACUAAAUAUCAAUCUCUGCUGUUUGUGCGUCAAUAGCAAACCUGAAAUAAAACCGUAUUUAAAGUCA
Molecule: messenger RNA, 4967 nt
Organism: Columba livia (rock pigeon)
Lineage: Eukaryota; Metazoa; Chordata; Aves; Columbiformes; Columbidae
Gene: ADAMTS15
Product: ADAM metallopeptidase with thrombospondin type 1 motif 15
Exons: 8
Coding region: 162-2981 (939 amino acids)
Biological process (GO): extracellular matrix organization; proteolysis
Cellular component (GO): extracellular matrix
Molecular function (GO): metalloendopeptidase activity
Source: RefSeq, a predicted model, not a curated record